Messenger RNA from Ceraceosorus guamensis, 2721 nucleotides. RefSeq lists its product as hypothetical. The transcript has 6 exons. NCBI's taxonomy places the organism in Eukaryota, Fungi, Basidiomycota, Exobasidiomycetes, Ceraceosorales, Ceraceosoraceae. The record is from RefSeq and is a predicted model, not a curated record. The coding region runs from base 319 to 2622 and encodes 767 amino acids. Gene Ontology annotation, molecular function: calcium ion binding; RNA binding. Gene Ontology annotation, cellular component: extracellular exosome; endoplasmic reticulum-Golgi intermediate compartment.
GCAGCUGACGACCAAUUCACGAUUUUGAUUCCAACUCGUGACCAUCUGCUCGCACCUCACCUCACCUCACCUCACCGCUGAACGUUGUACACCAGCUUCAGACUCUCAUUAUACGCAGCAAACACUCGCGCAAGUCGCUCGAGCUCAUUCAUCACAGCCUCGCAAGGCCUGCGCUCACGACGCUGUACCAUCAAAGCUUCCAUUGCCCCGGCCACUGUCGCACAUCACAUCUCCUUUGUCAUUGCAGCCUAUUCCCUCGACUCUUGCACGUGCACUCAUCACGAAGUGUACACUCUUGACUCCUCACUUCAGCUCAUCAUGUCGAGCGAGGCCAGCGUCAUACACGUGCAGGGCAUCGCUCCCAACACCUCCCUCACCGCUCUCAACGACUACUUUUCCUUCGUAGGCGAUGUCGAAUCGGUGCAGUUCGAUGCUUCCGUCGCCCACGCCAGCGCCAGCGCCAGCGCCACGUCCAAAUCUGCAAAGGUCACCUUUAAGCGUCCUUCGGCCGCCACUUCUGCCGUCAUGCUGUCGGGAGGCGUGGUAGAUGGGUCCGUCCUGACCAUCACCCUGCCCUCUGCCGCAUCUGCAGAGAAAGCAGCCGAGGCGGAAGUGUCGACCUCCACGACUGCAUCAGCAAGCAGCGUGACUCCCGAAUCCGUGGCUCAGGAGGACAAACCUCGCACAGCUAGGAUCGCCGAGCUCUUGGCUCACGGCUACACCAUCUCUGAUGAUGUUGCUCAGCGAGCCAUCGCUUACGACAAGCAGCACGGUCUCUCCAACAAAUUCCUGGCCUACUUGUCAUCGCUGGACAAGAGUCUGGGAGAGCAGAUCAGCAAACGUAAUGUGGGUGGUGUCAAUCUGACCGAAAAGACGGAGCACACGCCUAGCGGAAGCGCGGCCAAUCUAAGCGCUACGGAAAAGGAAGCCCAGUCUGCUCCUGUCCCCGGCGAUGCACCUGGUCAGCCAGAUGGUCCAAAGACGACGACUACUGUACCUGCUGAUGCGUCCCAAGCAAAGACCGCCUCUGCUCACGCUCAAAAGGCUGUGGAGGGUCUGCGAGGAAAGGCGGGCGAAGUGCUGGCUAGACCAGAAGUCAAGGCUCGCACCGACUUUGCUUGGGCCAAGUUCAACGAGUACUACUCUGCCGUUGCGAAUCACCCUCGUAUUCACUCUUUGUACACGUCAGCACACAAGACGGUGACCGAUGUGCACGAGGAAGCAUCGCGCAUCGCUGCAGAGAAGAAGCAGGCAGCCGGCAGCGCGCCCGAUCCUGCUCUUCCUCCACGUCCAGCUCAGAGCGGUCUUCCCCUGGUCCUCGUAGCCCUCAUCUGCCUCGUCUUUUUCAACAUGCAGCAAGUUGCUUUGGCGCAUUCCGGCGGCGCAGAGGAUCUCAUCGAACCCGCUGAGAUAGCUCACGAGAAGCCUCACAAGAAGGGUCAGGAGAGCUACAUUCAACGUCAUAUGGCCAGCGAGCACCACAUUGGGGCUUUCGACCUUGGCGCCUUCUUUUCCCUCCACGAUCUCAACCGCGAUGGUAUCCUCGACCGCCCCGAGAUCGAGGCUAUUUACGGCGUGCACCACAGCGAAUCGGUCAAGGUCUCACCUACCUACGAAGUGCACGAUGCCAAGGCCGAUCACAUCGUCAGCGAGGUGCUUCGUCGUCUAGACCACAACAGGGAUGGCGUCGUGACCAAGGCAGAGUUCAUCGCAGCUGGACCGGACGGGCUUCCAUCCUUUGAGCAGUACGGCACGAGCUCGCUGGGUCAUCAUUACGACGAAGAGUCGGAGUACUUUGUGCACCACGAAGAGAUCUACCACAAUACGCCCGAGACGCAAGACGACUCUGCCUACACGCACAAGGAAGACUUGGAGCACUUUGCGCAUCAUCAACAGAUUGAGGAUGAAGAGGAGCGCAGAGAGAGAAAAGCGGAGGGACUGCCCACGAAGGAGGAGGAUGAGAGACGUCGAAAAGAGGCAGAGGCCAAGGGACAAAAGUAUGUCAGCCCUUACGAGGCUCAGAUGCCUUCUGAUCACAGCCCCGCUGCUCCUCAACGGGCCUACGAGUCGCACGACGGAUGGAAUGGAGCGGCGUUCGAGGCUCAAGUAGCCACGGAGCACACGUUCCACACGCCGGAUGGCGUGCACGUGGUCAAGACUGCGCCGGAUGAGGCGCUCAGGGCGCACUUGGCCGCUACGGAGCACAAGCAGCACUUGGAGAAGGAGCCGGGCGAGACGGAAGAAGGCUUCAAAGCUCGCGUUGCAGCGCACGCCCAGAGAAAGUUGGCGGCAGAAGCGUACGCAAAGGCGAAUCCUGCUUUCAACGAGGCCAACGGAGGUCCUCAAGCAGCAUCAGCGGCUUCUGGCGCCGCCGCCGCCGCCGCCGCCGCUGGUCUGACGGAUGAGAGGGAUGCCAAGACGGGAGAGUUGAAAAGGAGACCGGGAGAGUCGGAGACGGAUUAUGGCAAGAGGAAACAAUUGGCCAGAUUCAAUGAUGCCAAGGGAAGAAGCUCCUUUAGACCUUCUAGGGACGAGACUAGAAAGGCCGCCCCGUACAAGUACCCUCCUAUUCAAAAACAACAGUCGCGCGUCAAGCCAGGUUCUUACUUUGGAGAAUUCUAAUACACGAAGAAGCGGGGGGCGGCGCAGUGCCGUGAAGACUUGAACUCAGGGGGUUGGGAUCUGGAAGGGAAAAAGCCGAAAGUGAUCAAGAAGGGGGAU